Messenger RNA from Chelonoidis abingdonii (Abingdon island giant tortoise), 3788 nucleotides. RefSeq names its product 3-hydroxy-3-methylglutaryl-CoA synthase 1 (gene HMGCS1). Gene Ontology annotation, biological process: acetyl-CoA metabolic process. The record is from RefSeq and is a predicted model, not a curated record. Gene Ontology annotation, molecular function: hydroxymethylglutaryl-CoA synthase activity. Lineage: Eukaryota; Metazoa; Chordata; Testudines; Testudinidae.
GCGUGCGCAUUUGAGUGACAGCCGAGUGCGCGCUUGCGCACUCGGGUCUGCCCGUCCGGCCCGUUGCGCGGGACGGCGAUGGGAUUCCGUAACGUCUCUACAACAAUGCCUGGGUCUCUUCCUGUGAAUGCUGAAGCCUGUUGGCCAAAAGAUGUGGGAAUUGUUGCCCUGGAGAUUUAUUUUCCUUCUCAGUAUGUUGACCAGACAGAAUUGGAAGCAUUUGAUGGUGUGGAUGCUGGGAAGUACACCAUUGGCUUGGGUCAAUCGAAGAUGGGAUUCUGCUCAGAUAGAGAAGAUAUCAACUCGCUCUGCUUGACUGUGGUACAGAGGCUUAUGGAGAGGAACAGUCUCUCCUAUGAUUGCAUUGGGAGAUUAGAAGUUGGAACAGAGACAAUCAUUGACAAGUCAAAAUCUGUGAAGACUGUCCUGAUGCAGCUCUUUGAAGAUUCUGGUAAUACAGAUGUCGAAGGGAUUGACACAACAAAUGCAUGCUAUGGAGGCACUGCUGCUGUCUUUAAUGCUGUUAACUGGGUUGAGUCCAGUUCUUGGGAUGGUCGUUAUGCUCUUGUUGUUGCUGGAGACAUAGCUGUGUAUGCCACUGGAAAUGCCAGGCCAACCGGUGGAGCUGGUGCUGUUGCUAUGUUAAUUGGUCCAAAUGCUCCUUUAAUUUUUGAGCGAGGACUGCGUGGGACCCACAUGCAGCAUGCAUAUGAUUUUUAUAAGCCAGAUAUGGAGUCUGAAUAUCCUGUAGUUGAUGGUAAACUAUCUAUUCAGUGCUACCUCAGUGCAUUAGAUCGCUGCUAUUUUGUCUACCGCAACAAAAUCCGUGCUCAGUGGCAAAAAGAAGGAAGUGACAGAGACUUUACUUUGAAUGACUUUGGCUUCAUGAUCUUCCAUUCUCCAUACUGUAAACUUGUACAGAAAUCUGUGGCUCGACUGUUGUUGAAUGACUUUCUUAGUGACCAGAACUCUAAAACAGAAAAUGGUAUCUAUAGUGGUUUGGAAGCUUUCAGGGAUGUAAAACUGGAGGAUACCUAUUUUGACAGAGAUGUGGAGAAGGCCUUUCUGAAAGCUAGUGCUGAACUCUUUAAUCAGAAAACCAAAGCUUCUUUACUUCUAUCCAAUCAAAAUGGAAACAUGUACACCCCUUCAGUCUAUGGCUGCCUUGCUUCUCUUCUAGCACAGUACUCCCCACUGCAGCUAGCAGGACAAAGAAUUGGUGUGUUCUCCUAUGGCUCUGGUUUUGCUGCUACACUCUACUCCAUUAGAGUUACGCAGGAUGCCACACCUGGUUCUUCUCUGGAUAAAAUAACUGCUAACCUAUCUGAUCUGAAAACAAGACUUGACUCAAGGAAGUGUAUUGCACCAGAUGUCUUCGCUGAAAACAUGAAGAUUAGACAGGAAACGCAUCACUUGGCCAACUACAUUCCACAGUGUUCAGUGGAUGAUCUCUUUGAGGGAACGUGGUACCUAGUGCGAGUGGAUGAAAAACACAGAAGAACUUAUGCUCGACGUCCAGUGCUGGGUGAUGGGCUUUUGGAAGCAGGAGCUGAGGUUGUUCAUCCAAGCAUAGUUCAUGAGCUUAUCCCGAGCCCUGCUAAGAAAGUGCCAAGAAUCCCUGCAACCACAGAAUCUGAAGCUGUUGCUGUCUCUGUUUCUAAUGGAGAGCAUUAAUAUACCUCUGUGAGGUGUGAAAUGGGCAUGUGGUGGGAAAGGAAAAGGGAUUAAAUAUUAUCUAAAUUUCACUGUACAGAAAUAUUUUAAUUGGAGCAUGGAAAACUGUUUAAACUCCUUGACAGGCUUUGUUUAAUGUGGUUUCAUAACACUAAAGCAUGAAUGUAUUGGAAAAGAAAAAGGCAAAGGUUCUGAGGGCUUUCAUAACUCUGGAUGUUGGUGUGGUUUUAUAAAAAUUCAGGAAUGGGUGUACCAAGAUCUUGUAAUUGGUAAGUGGACACAGAAAAACUGGAAUUUUGCUUGACUUCCCAAUUUAAGUGAAACCUUCUGAAAUAGGUUUAAAUGUGCAUGCACAAACUCACCCUGGGAAUAAAAUUUUCUAAAUGGAGGGGGGGGGAAAUGAAUGGGUUCCCUCCUCUCUCCAAAAACUGACCAAAAGCCAUUCUCUCUCUCUCUCUUUUUCAGAAGUCACUUUGGUUUUUAAUGUUGGGGUCCUCACUGCAUUGACAAUAAGCAGUCAGUUUUCUAAAUACAAUAUACCCAUUUCUUCCCCGGCUAAAAAAAUUAAGAUAGGAAUAGGUAUUAAGUGGAUCAAAAAUCUGUGACCACCGUAUAGAUUUGGUCUCCAUCUAACUUCCAGUGCCCGUAUCACAUCACUUUUAGCCACAUCCUUAAAGCCCACCACUGCAACAUGAGCAGAGGCCACGGACUGAAUGAAGUUGGAGUCUUUUGUUGUCCCUCCACUGAGCAGUUCUUGGGAGGGCAGUGGGAAGAAAGCUGCAUCUGUCAAAGGGUUUAAUUCCUUAAUUAUUUCAAUCUGGCACCUUUUUAAAAGCAUUUAGGUUUAAUACUCUUUUUUUGUCAGAAUGAUCAGAGUGCAGACUUCUAGUCCUCAAUUUCCAAAUACUAUGGGGAGUUCAUUCAAACUGACAAACCACAGAGGGAAAAGAUGUGACAGCUCCUCCUUGACUCCUGGCUCUUCUACUGUAUUUUUCUUAAUGACAGUUUUUAACUCUGAACUCAUGAUUGAUUUCAUAUUUCACACUCCCCUUGUAUUUCUGUAACAAGACUGUUGCAAAAAAACACACAAACCUUUUUCCAUGUUUCUAGUCUGAAAGCUGUUCAUCAUGCAAGGAGCAAAUGCCCAAAACUAGUGGGGAGACCAUUCUGAGCUGUCAAGAGCCUUGCUAGUUUGUAAAAUAUAUUUAAAUUGUUCUAAUGUACAGGACUCAAUCUCUUGUUUAGUUUUAUUUCAUUGUCUACUUCAAAACUUAAUUGUCUAAUAUAAACUUGCAGAAAUGACAUGUUGUGAAAUGCAGGUUCUUGUGUAAAGUCGUGUUUGUAUAAUACACCGUACGUCACUCAUGAGGAUUUGAUAACUUUUUUUGUUGGACUUGUACAGUCAACUUUCUAAAAUUUCAUUUAAUAUGAACUGAUGUGGACUAAUGGUCUAAGUGCUUUUACGGAAAGUGAUGGAGAAAUGAUGCAUGAAGAUACUUUUCCAAGUGUUUGGGUUUUUAGUUUCAUAAGAGCAACUCUUAUUUGCUGCCAGAAGACAAAUUUAUCACAGAAUAAAGUCUAUUGCUGGCAAUGGACAGGCAAAGAACUACUGGGACAAAAAAAUUAACUUGCCAUCCUCACUAACACUGAAGCAGCUGCUUUUGUAAAUAAAGUUUUAGAGAUACUCAAAACGGUGUUUGGUGCAAUGCUGAACUGAUGUGGAAUACAUGUCUUAAAUGGAUUAGGAAGAAUCUAAUGACCCAGCAAACACUGGAGAGUGCACAGGUUACUGAUCAGGGAACCCAACCUAUGCAGGUUUUCUAGUAUAAAUGCUUCACUUUUCCGUUUUAUAGUGGAAUAAUAAGAGGAAAAUGAAUCAGACUGUCUAGUUGACAUGCUAACCAUUUAGAAUCAUGUUUUAGGACUGUAUCUUUGACUGUUCUGUACUGCUUGUUCUUUAAACCCAAACCACUUCUAACACAGCUGUAGUCUGCAACAAUUUUUCUCCCAUCCCCUUUCCUUCAGUGUUUUGAAAAAGACUUAAUUUUUCUUGACUGCCCACUUGCUCUGCACUCAUCUAUGACUAUGAUGACUGCAGUUUCCUAUUACUUUUU